Molecule: messenger RNA, 1115 nt
Organism: Alexandromys fortis (reed vole)
Lineage: Eukaryota; Metazoa; Chordata; Mammalia; Rodentia; Cricetidae
Product: histo-blood group ABO system transferase 1-like
Exons: 7
Coding region: 1-1065 (354 amino acids)
Biological process (GO): carbohydrate metabolic process
Cellular component (GO): Golgi apparatus; vesicle; membrane
Molecular function (GO): glycoprotein-fucosylgalactoside alpha-N-acetylgalactosaminyltransferase activity
Source: RefSeq, a predicted model, not a curated record
AUGCUUAGUCCUGUCAAGUGGCCCUGCAUCCCCACUGAGAACUUCUGUGUUCACUGUGCUGGCUAUGGGUUCCUGAGCCAGAGAAGUCAGAAAUCGAGAGACCCAGGAGCUGUGACUAGUGCAGAUGUCAGAAAGCUGGAUGUCCGGGAAGUUGUAGCCCUAUCAAGGAUGGUCUACGCCCAGCCAAAGAUGUUAACACCCAGGAUGGUCUACGCCCAGCCAAAGAUGUUAACACCCAGUAGAGAAGAUGUCCUUGUCUUGACUCCGUGGCUGGCUCCCAUCAUCUGGGAGGGGACCUUCAACAUCGACAUCCUGAAUGAGCAGUUCAGGCUUCAGAACACCACCAUUGGACUGACUGUGUUUGCCAUCAAAAAGUAUGUGGUGUUCCUGAAACUGUUCCUGGAGACGGCAGAGCAGCACUUCAUGGUGGGACACAAGGUCAUCUACUAUGUCUUCACUGACCGUCCUGCCGAGGUGCCGCAGGUGCCCCUGGGGGCAGGACGGAAGCUGGUGGUGCUGACCGUGCGCAACUACUCCCGCUGGCAGGAUGUGUCCAUGCACAGGAUGGAGAUGAUCAGCGACUUCUCCGAGCGGCGCUUUCUGCAGGAGGUGGACUACCUGGUGUGUGCAGAUGUGGACAUGAAGUUCCAAGACCACGUGGGUGUGGAGAUUCUCUCAGCACUCUUCGGUACCCUGCAUCCUGGCUUCUACAGAAGCAGCCGAGAGGCCUUUACCUAUGAGCGCCGGCCAAAGUCACAGGCCUACAUCCCCCACAAUGAGGGCGACUUUUAUUACAUGGGGGCCUUCUUUGGGGGGUCAGUGGUGGAGGUGCACCGUCUCACCAAGGCCUGCCAUCAGGCUAUGGUGGAGGACAAGGCCAACGGCAUCGAGGCCGUCUGGCAUGAUGAGAGUCAUCUGAACAAGUACCUGCUGUACCACAAGCCUACAAAGGUGCUGUCCCCAGAGUAUGUGUGGGACCAGAAGCUUCUGGGCUGGCCCUCCAUCAUGAAGAAGCUGAGAUAUGUGGCUGUGCCCAAGAACCAUCAGGCAAUCAGGAACAGAUAGCUGAAUUCCUAUUGGAGAGGCCAGGCUUAUAUCCAGGGUCACUCCAGGCU